AUGGCCGCAGCCGCCGCGCCGGGGCGGCGAGGUCUCCGCGACCGUCAGGCGCCCCGAGGCCCUUCGCUCCCUUUUGCAGCCGCCGCCGCCGCUACGGCCGUCCGCCCACCCCGCCCAGGCGUGAAUGCAUCAGCGGAGGCCUUCGCGACUGUCCAUGUGGACAGGGACAAGUCCAGUACGUACCGCUCCAAGGGCUUUGAUGUCACUGCGAACUACACGCAAGGGAGCUGGACUGACAUCGUCGGGGAGGACUUUGUCACCAUCCCCAAAGGCUUCAACAGCUCCUUCUUUGUCAACAUUGCCACUAUCUUUGAGUCCGAGAAUUUCUUUCUGCCUGGUAUCAAAUGGAAUGAGACACUUGAACUCGCAUAUGCUGCUCUGGCCAAGCCAUCCAGUUCCCUGGAGACUUUCUUUGAUUCUCUGGCGGCGCAGGCGAAGAUCCCCAACGUCUUCUCCAUGCAGAUGUGGGGGGCGGGGCUGCCCGUAGCUGGAUCUGGUACCAACGGAGGUAGUCUUGUCCUGGGUGGAACUGAACCGAGUUUGUACAAAGGAGACAUCUGGUAUACCCGUAUUAAGGACGAGUGGUAUUAUCAGAUAGAAAUUCUGAAGUUGGAAAUUGGAGGCCAGAGUCUGAAUCUGGACUGCAGAGAGUAUAACGCAGACAAGGCCAUCGUGGAUAGCGGUACCACGCUUCUGCGCCUGCCCCAGAAGGUGUUCAAUGUGGUGGUUGAAGCCGUGACCCGCACGUCUUUGAUUCCAGAAUUCUCUGAUGGUUUCUGGACUGGGUCCCAGCUGGCUUGCUGGACGAAUUCGGAGAUACCUUGGUCUUACUUCCCUAAAAUCUCCAUCUCUAGAGACGAGAACUCCAGCCAGUCAUUCGGCAUAACCAUCCUGCCUCAGCUGUACGUCCAGCCCAUGAUGGGGGCUGGCCUGAAUUAUAAAUGUUACCGAUUCGGCAUCUCACCUUCCACGAACGCGCUGGUGAUUGGUGCUACCGUGAUGGAGGGCUUCUACGUGGUCUUCGACAGAGCUUGGAAGAGGGUGGGCUUUGCAGCAAGCCCCUGUGCAGAAAUUGCAGGUGCUCCAGUGUCUGAAAUUUCUGGGCCUUUCUCGACAGACAACAUAGCCAGCAACUGCGUCCCCGCCCUGUCUUUGAAUGAUCCCAUUUUGUGGAUCGUCUCCUAUACUCUCUUGAGCGUGUGUGGAAUCAUCCUUCUUCUCCUAAUCAUCCUGCUGCUACUUCCCUUCCCAGUGUCGGCACCUGCCCCGUACAUGAAAUGCUGUAGUAAAAGUAUUGACAAAAGACUUGCUUGAGGCAAAGU
Canis lupus familiaris (dog) is the source of this 1322-nucleotide messenger RNA. RefSeq names its product beta-secretase 2-like. NCBI's taxonomy places the organism in Eukaryota, Metazoa, Chordata, Mammalia, Carnivora, Canidae. Gene Ontology annotation, molecular function: aspartic-type endopeptidase activity. The record is from RefSeq and is a predicted model, not a curated record. Gene Ontology annotation, cellular component: membrane; trans-Golgi network; endosome. Gene Ontology annotation, biological process: membrane protein ectodomain proteolysis; amyloid-beta metabolic process.